CCCUCCCGCACCACCCACACCGGCUCUUGGAGCUUGCUCGAUCAUGACCGACAGCGACGGCCAGCAAUCGCCCCGUAUCCAAGACGCCGGCCAUGACGACGCCUACUACGACCUCGGCCACCUUCACCGACCGGUGACCACCGCCUAUCCCGCCGCCCAGACCUGGUUCGACCGAGGCCUCGUCUGGUGCUAUGGCUUCAACCAUGAGGAGGCGGCCAAGUGCUUCGAGCGCGUCAUCGCCACCGACCGGGCGUGCGCCAUCGGCCACUGGGGCUUGGCCUACGCGCUUGGCCCCAACUACAACAAGCCCUGGGAGCUGUUUGGUCGUCGCGAGCGCCAGACGACCGCCGAGAGGACGAACCACGCUGUCGAGCAGGCCCUCGCCCUCGCCCUCGCCGGCGAUGCUUCCCCGGUCGAGGGCGCCCUCAUAGACGCCCUACGACACCGAUACCCCACGGACCAGGCCCCGGGGAAGCCUGAGGCCUGCAUAUGGAACGCCGCGUACGCCGACGCCAUGAGCGCCGUCGCCGCCCGCUUCCCCGACGACCUCGACGUCGCCGCCCUGUACGCCGACGCGCUGAUGAACCUCACGCCCUGGAACCUAUGGGACAUACGGACUGGUGUGCCGGCACGCGGUGCGCGGACCCUCGAGGCCAAGCGCGUGCUGGACCGCGCGCUGGCGCAGGACGGCGGCGACCGGCACCCCGGCGUGCUUCACAUGUACAUUCAUCUCAUGGAGAUGUCACAGACGCCCGAGGCCGCCAUGCCGGCCGCCGACAAGCUGCGGGGGCUGGUGCCGGACGCGGGCCACCUCAACCACAUGCCGAGCCACCUCGACAUCCUCGUCGGCGACUACGCGCGCGCCGUCGACGCCAACUCGGACGCGGUGCGCGCCGACAUCAAGUUCCUCGAGCGCGAGGGGCCGCUCAACUUUUAUACGCUGUACCGCAGCCACGACUACCACUUCCGCCUCUACGCCGCCCUCUUCUCUGGCCAGUCGCGCAUCGCGCUCGAGACGGUCGACAUGCUCGAGGCGAGCAUCUCGGAAGAGCUGCUGCGCGUCGAGUCACCCCCCAUGGCCGACUGGCUCGAGGCCUUCCUCGCCAUGCGCGUGCACGCCCUUGUCCGCUUCGGCCGCUGGCGGGACGUGCUGGCCAUCCGCCUGCCCGAGGACCGCGACCUCUACUGCGUGACCACGGCGCUCGUCUACUACGCACGGGGCAUGGCCCUCGCCGCCAUGGGCCGCGUCGACGAGGCCGUCGCCCAGCGCCAGCUGUUCCGCGGGGCCGUUCCGCGGGUCAAGCCAUCUCGGACCCUCUUCAACAACAAGUGCGUCGACAUAUUAUGCGUGGCCGAGGCGAUGCUCGACGGCGAGGUCGAGUACCGGCGGUGCAACUUUGACGCCGCGUUUCAUCACCUCCGCGAGUCGAUUCGCCGCUACGACAAGCUGCCCUUUGACGAGCCCUGGGGGUGGAUGCAGCCGGCGCGCCACGCUUACGGGGCGCUUCUUCUCGAGCAGGGCCACGUGAAGGAGGCUCUGGGCGUCUACAGAGCCGAUCUCGGGCUGGACGAGUCGCUGCCCCGGGUGCACCGGCACCCCAACAACGUGUGGGCGCUGCACGGCUAUCACGAGUGCCUACUGCGGCUGGGCGAGACGGAGGAAGCGAAGAGGGUGCACCCGCAGCUGCAGGCCGCGCUGGCACGAGCAGACGUGCCCAUCAGCUCUUCGUGUUACUGCAGGACGGUGCUGCCCAAGAUGUAGAGAAGGCGCAGCUGCCGCCGGCAACAAGGCAUCCGAGGGCCAUCGGUGAGAGCAAAAGAAAAACGAGAAGAACAAAAAAAGAAUAAACACAUCCAGGGCAUCGUUUGCCUCCCCAUACUGCGUUGCCUCUCGCUGCUGCUGCCGUGGCGGGCGUGACUCCCCAGUAAGAAUGAGAAAUGCAAUCACGCCGCGCACGCGCGCUACCGGACGGCAUGAGGCUUCCCCGACUUCAUGUUGACACCGGGCGCCUCAUCAUCGCUGCUAGUGCCGGCCAGACGCUUUUGUUCCUGGGCCAGAAAGUCGGCCUGCUCUUUGGCGCUCUUAUCCAGGUCGACAAAGAGCCAGAUGGCGACGGCGCUGACCAGGCUGAGCGCGAAGAGAAAAUAAAACGGCGCGCUGUUGUUCUUGCCGCCAGGUGAGGCAUCGAUGAUGGCGCUGCUGAUGAGGGGGCCGAUGAAGCUCGAGGCCUUGCCGAUGACGUUGAAGACGGAGAAGAAGAGGAACUCGUGGCCCGGGGGCGUGACGGAGCUAAUCAUGAUCUGCGAGUAGCUGUACCAAGGGCAGACGAAGAGGCCGUAAAAGGCCUGGUACGCCCAGACCUCCCAGGGGUUGCGGAAGCCGAAGCGGUCGGUCCAGUUGCCGACCAUGCCCCAGCCGUCGAGCAGGACGAUGCCGACCAUGACGGCGCAGAACAUGGCCUUGGGGCCGAGGCGCAGGCGGCGCUGGACGAGCCAGAAGGCGCCGAUGCCCGCGGCCUGGGCGGCGAUGCCGACGAUGAGCAGGUAGGUGAGGGUGAGGGUGCUGUAGCUCACGAUCUGGUUCUGCAGCGUGGCGAUGACGGUGACGGUGGUGUUGAGGCUGUCGCCGAGCAGGAAGUAGCCGGCGAGGAAGAUGAGGCUCUGGCGCAGCCGCCAUAUCAGCACGGCCGCCUCGCGGAGCUGCCACAGCCCGACGGUCAGGGGCCCGCGGCCGGCGGGGAUGGGGCGCCCGGGCCGGCGCUUCUCGAGCAGGAACCAGCCGGCGGAGAGGACGAGCCAGCAGCCGGCGGUGAAGGCGAUGACGAUGCUCAGCCCGCGGCUGUUGGCGGCGGGGUCCACGUCGGCGGCGUUGGAGUAGCCCAGCCCGAAGAGGAUGCCGACGAUGACGGCGAGGAUGGCCAGCUCGCCGACCGACUGGGCCCAAAAGGCGACGUUGCUGAGGCGGCUGCGCUCGAGCUCGUCGCGACGCAGCAAGCCUUCGGUCAGCCCCGUACGCGCCGCCUCGCGCCUGGCCUCGCGCAUGCCGGGCGCGUUGCGGGCGAGCUCGGGGAACGCGGCCGUCCAGUACGUGAGGGUGAGCUGGUAGGCGAUGAGGCCGACGACGUAGAGCCCCGUGGCGGCGCGCCACUGGCUCGGGUGGCGGACGGCGAGCCACGCGAAGCCCACGGCCCAGCCGACGAGCGACCAGGCGAGCAGGAUGGCGCGGCGGACGGGCGACGGGCCAAAGUCGGCGUAGGCGCCGAUGAGCAGGAAGAGGACGGCCUGCGCGGCGAAGGAGACGCCGUUGGCGAUGAGCAGGAUGGAGUUGACGUCGCGGUCGCGCCCGGCAAAGGGGAGGAGGCCCGCCGCGGACGAUGCGUUGGUGUCGGCGUCGUCGGCGGCCUGCUGGAGGAGGCUCUGGAAGGCCGUCGGGCCGUAGUUGAAGAGCGCGAGGCCGUUGGCCCCGACGUAGUAGGCGUACCAGGCCCAGACCUCGCGGCGCGUCGUCUCGGGCACGGAUGAGGAGGCAUCGUCGUCUUCGGUCUGGAGGAGCUCCUCGCCGACGAGGCCACGGACGGCAUCGACGCGGGGGG
Purpureocillium takamizusanense is the source of this 3593-nucleotide messenger RNA. RefSeq lists its product as uncharacterized. The record is from RefSeq and is a predicted model, not a curated record. Gene Ontology annotation, molecular function: protein binding. Lineage: Eukaryota; Fungi; Ascomycota; Sordariomycetes; Hypocreales; Ophiocordycipitaceae. The transcript has a single exon. The coding region runs from base 44 to 1762 and encodes 572 amino acids. Gene Ontology annotation, cellular component: intracellular anatomical structure.